AUGUCGCUUCUGGCUCCUGCAGCUAGAGCAGGACCUUCCAGGUCAACGGCAACCACGGCAGCGGCAGCAGUGGUCCUAGGACGCUCUGGAGCUGUUGUGCCGCGGAGACAUUCCUCCACGCGUCCAGUUCCUGGGACACCCUCGCAACCCGGAUACUUUCAAAAGAAGGACCCAAAUGAAAAACUGAGGAGGAAAAUACCUACCUUCAAACAGUUGCAAAGACUUCCAGCCUCACAGAUGGUUCACGAGCUCUUCAAUGGAAAUACGGUCGGGUCCCUUGAAUCAUUGCCACUGAAGAGUAAUGUGGCGCGUACUCCCUCGUCACUCUACCAGAUCAGAAAAUUCGAAAUGAAUCGUCCUGACCCAUUGAACGUUUAUGGUGCUCCCAGAAAUCUGAAAUAUGAGUAUACCGUUCUCACCAAACCAUAUAAUGUUGUACGAGAGAUCACCCAAGAAGCUCUGAGGUUUGUAUCCCAUUCGAAGGGCACGCCAAGUCUUGACUCUCGUGUAGUGCUGACUGGUCGCGCAGGGUCAGGGAAGAGUGUGCUUUUGCUCCAAAUUGUAGAGUGUACUAUUCAAGACGGAUGGGUGGUCAUUUAUAUCCCUCGAGCCGUCAACCUCGUUAACUCAACCACCCCCUACGUGUAUAACAUCCGCACACAAACCUAUCAACAACCCUCGUAUUCCUUCCAGAUCUUGCAGCGCAUGCUAACAGUUAACGGAGGCGCGUUAUCUAAAAUCCAGCUGUCGGAAGACCUUGUGCUAGAAAGGCAAACCGUGCGCGCCGGUACGCCACUGUCCGCCGUUAUUGAAAUCGCCAUCGCGGAGAAGGAGAGAUCAAUAGGACAGUCUCCCGCUAUCCUGGAAGCUGUCAUGAAAUCUUUGGAGGUCCAAACACAGUCAGUUUCGUGUUCGUUAAAAACCAUCGCAAAAGCUGAUAUGUGCUUCAACAGAUAUCCCGUACUUCUGGCGGUUGACGAUUUCCAGGCUUUGUACGGUAAGACCGCUUACCGAGAUCCACAUUUCGACGCCAUUAGGUCAUACCACCUGUCAAUACCAAGAAUGAUCAUGGAAUACGCUUCCGGGAGGAGAAACUUUGCUCGUGGUGCAGUUUUUGGAGCCCUUUCUCUAUCUCAAUCCAACUACCCUCUGCCUCUUGAACUCCGCGAUGCUCUGCAGUUACAAGAGCUAGAUGCAUACCCUGUGUCUCCAUACCUCAAGCGCAGCAAGGAUAUGCUGGCGUACACUGAAGGCCUCAGAAAACUUGAAGUCCCGGCGAAGCUGAGUAUGCAGGAAGCACUAGCCGUUUUCGAGAUCUGGAAGAAACGCAUGGCUAUUGGAAAAGAUAACUCAUUCUACGAUGAGAUUUUCCUUAGCAAGUACACGGAAUCAGGUGGAAACGCUAGGGAUUUUAUCUGGAAAGGUCUUCUUUCCACCACUGAUCUAUAA
Molecule: messenger RNA, 1449 nt
Organism: Psilocybe cubensis
Lineage: Eukaryota; Fungi; Basidiomycota; Agaricomycetes; Agaricales; Agrocybaceae
Exons: 8
Coding region: 1-1449 (482 amino acids)
Cellular component (GO): mitochondrial small ribosomal subunit
Molecular function (GO): structural constituent of ribosome
Source: RefSeq, a predicted model, not a curated record